Molecule: messenger RNA, 1718 nt
Organism: Sander lucioperca (pikeperch)
Lineage: Eukaryota; Metazoa; Chordata; Actinopteri; Perciformes; Percidae
Product: ALK and LTK ligand 2-like
Exons: 6
Coding region: 901-1389 (162 amino acids)
Biological process (GO): positive regulation of ERK1 and ERK2 cascade; positive regulation of ERK5 cascade
Molecular function (GO): receptor tyrosine kinase binding; receptor signaling protein tyrosine kinase activator activity
Source: RefSeq, a predicted model, not a curated record
AGCUGUACUAAUCUGAGGAGAAAACUUCUGUAGGCUAAAACUCAACUACGCUGUGUGCAUUCGGUUGUUUUAACCAGAAACUGCAGUGCAAUAACUUUUAAAACCCGUGCGUAAUUCAUUUUCAAAGAAUGAUCCUUAAACGGCGGUGCGUAGCCUAAUUGGGUUUCAAUUCCCAUGAUGGAUGUAAAGUGCGCAAUGGCUCUAAAUGAAGUUAUGAGAAUCAGAAGGAUAUGGGCACGUUUCCACUAAGACGCCAGUAUUUGCACAGUGUACUGUGCUGAUUUGACAUUUCAUUGGAAGUGUUAAUGGUGAAAACGCUUCCUGUAACUGCGUAUCGCACAGAUAAAUGGAGUAACGGAAAGGAGGGGGCGCAGAGAACUUUACACGGCGUUCAAGUGAUGGUCAGUCAACUCAAGUGGACUUUCCGCUUCAGGAGUGCCAAUACCGUCUUAUUAUUAUCACAGGCACAGCGGAGUAACCCACAAGGGACAGGUCACCGCGUCUGCGAGACAGAAUAAAAAGUGAGCUGGCCCGCUACUUGAGCAAGGACGCACACGGGACUUGGACCACCGGAUCUUUCAGCUGUUUGUCCACUCUCUCCAUACAGUCGACCGGUGUUCACAGGAUGACAACAGAUGUUCAGCGAAUACUCAUAUGACUUCAGAAGCUUUGACUUUUUUCCUACAGAGGACCAGGCUAUACGGGGACAUAUUUCGGACUGGACACAAGCAGGAACCUAAAGUUGCGCACAGUUCUUUCCAAUUAUAUCCUUGUUGAACGCACGCAACGUAAUCACACAGUAUUGGAAAAGGCUAUAUCGACCUGAAGGUCUCCGGUUCAACUUCUUUCCCCAGAAGCGUUGGAGAAGGAGUUCACUUUUUCUCUCUCUCCACGGGAGCUAUGAGCGGACUGCGUAAGCACGUCACUAUGCGACUGGUGCUACUGAUAUGCACGCUGACCGGCCACUGCAGCGUGAGUGCGCCGUCGGCGGCUCCGGCGCCUGCUGCAGCCGGCCGGGGCGCGCAGCAGGACUUGAUGCGGAUGGUAGAGAUCGUAAAACACGUGGAGGAGAGCCGUGGUCGCCACAGCGCAAAAACGGAAGCCCCGUUAACAUCAAGGUCGAGGAGCUCUCCGGUGGAACCAAAGGAUUUACACAACAUGAAAACAGACAGAGGGGAUCAGACUGUCGCCGUAUUCCCCAGAGAUCUCAGAAAGAAGGAGAAAUUCCUAAAACAUAUAACAGGUCCACUUUACUUCAGUCCCAAGUGCAGGAAGCAUGUGUACAGACUCUACCACCACACCAGAGACUGCACUAUACCUGCAUAUUUCAAAAGAUGUGCGCGGCUUCUCACCAGACUAGCCGGCAGCCCGCAGUGCACAGAGGGGUAGCACACACAAGGUUGAAACCAAACACAAGUUUUACACGAGAAAACAACUUGGGAAAAGGACAGUAAGAGGGAAGCCUAAAAUACUCUGACCAGCCCCAACUGACAUUAGGCACAGUAUUGCCCUUCAGUGAGGCCUGCUCUGCUAAGGCAUGGAUUACUGCCUCUCACCGCUCUGGCUGGGGCUCGAUGGUUGGCUGUCACCACGAGGAAGGCAACCAGCCAACAAAACCAGACCAAGAUAAAGAUAGUGAAGCUGAAAAGUGGAGAAAGAAACAAGUGGCUGAGAGAAACAACCGUGAGCCAAUUUUCCUGCUGGCAUCCAUAAAGAUG